UUACCUGUCACACAUCACUGGCCUAUAUAUAGGUUUCCUAAGAUGCCAGUUUAACACAAAGAAAUGCAAAUGGAGAAAAUGGAGGAGAAGGGUGUCCAUGCCAAAAGGCAGAAGGGCGGAAUGGUGACAAUGCCUUUCAUAUUUGCUUUGGCUUUUGUUUUGCUGAAGCUAAUGAGGCGUGCGAGAAGCUGGCGGUGGUGGGUUUUAAUACCAAUAUGAUUAGCUACUUAACAACCCAGCUUCAUAUGCCAUUAACUAAAGCAGCAAAUACCCUCACCAAUUUUUCAGGCACUGCAAGCCUCACACCUCUCAUCGGUGCCUUCUGCGCUGAUGCUUUUGCUGGCCGGUUCUGGACUAUAACAGUCGCGUCCAUAUUAUACCAAAUAGGCAUGACAAGCUUAACACUCUCGGCCAUACUUCCAAAUCUUAGGCCACCGCCAUGCAAAGGAGAUUAUUGCAAAGAAGCAAACACAGGACAACUAGCUGUCCUAUAUGCAUCUCUACUACUGACAGCUUUAGGAUCUGGGGGGAUCCGACCCUGCGUGGUUGCAUUCGGGGCAGACCAGUUUGAUGAAACGGAUCCUAAGCAAUCAACAAAGACAUGGAAAUACUUCAACUGGUACUAUUUCGUGAUGGGGGUGUCUAUACUGCUGGCUGUUACAAUGCUUGUGUAUGUACAAGACAACGUUGGAUGGGGAUUGGGCCUUGGAAUCCCAAGUAUAGCUAUGUUUCUAUCAAUUAUUGCAUUUAUUGUUGGAUACCCUCUUUACCGGAACUUGGAUCCAGCUGGGAGUCCAUUUACCAGGCUGUUACAAGUGUCGGUAGCUGCAUUUAGGAAGAGGAAGCUGCCUAUGGUGUCGGAUCCUAUGUUACUGUACCAAAACGAAGAACUGGAUGCUCCAAUUUCCAUUGGAGGAAAGCUGCUUCACACUAAACACAUGAAGUUGCUUGACAAGGCAGCCAUUGUGACAGAAGAAGACCAACUGAAAGCAGGCCAAACACCCAAUUUAUGGAGACUAAACACAGUACACAGAGUAGAAGAACUGAAAUCUGUUAUAAGAAUGGGACCUAUUUGGGCAGCUGGAAUUCUCCUAAUCACAGCCUAUGCCCAACAAAGCACAUUUUCCCUCCAACAAGCCAAGUCCAUGGACAGGCAUCUCUCAAAAUCCUUUCAAAUCCCUGCUGGUUCCAUGUCUGUCUUCACCAUGACCUCCAUGCUCACAACAAUAGCCAUAUAUGAUCGUUUCUUCGUUCCUUUUGCUCGUAGAUUCACAGGGCUUGAACGCGGCAUAACAUUCUUGCACCGGAUGGGUAUUGGUUUUGUCAUAUCUAUAUUAGCUACUCUAGUUGCGGGCUUCGUGGAAAUCAAGCGAAAACAUGUAGCUGCAGCUAAUGGCCUGUUGAAUUCUCAUGAAUCUAUUCCCAUCUCAGUGUUCUGGCUCGUCCCACAAUAUUCUCUUCAUGGGAUAGCAGAAGCUUUCAUGUCUAUUGGGCAUUUAGAAUUCUUCUAUGAUCAAGCACCAGAAAGCAUGAGAAGCACAGCUAUGGCACUAUUUUGGACAGCGAUUUCAUUUGGGAAUUAUGUGAGCACCCUUCUGGUUACCUUAGUGCACAAGUUUAGUGCUGGCCCUGAUGGAUCAAACUGGCUUCCUGAUAACAAUUUGAACAAGGGGAAACUCGAGUAUUUUUACUGGUUGAUCACAUUGAUGCAAGCCAUUAAUCUUGUUUACUAUUUAAUUUGCGCCAAGAUGUAUACUUUCAAGCCCAUUCAGAUCCACACUAAAGAAGUCAGCGACUCUAAAGAUGAUGGGGUGGCAGUGGAGCUUACGAACAAGGUUUAACCCAGCUCCAACUUGACAUAGUUUGUACACAAUUAGAGUAGAAUCUGAUACUAUGAAUAAAUCUACAUAUAGUAUGUGAAAAAAGAGUUGUAGAAUCAAUUAAUCAACCCCUUCCUAUGUAAAUUUUAUUUUUAAAAAGUUAUUAUUUAGUCUA
Manihot esculenta (cassava) is the source of this 1995-nucleotide messenger RNA. Its product is annotated as protein NRT1/ PTR FAMILY 3.1. Gene Ontology annotation, biological process: transmembrane transport. Lineage: Eukaryota; Viridiplantae; Streptophyta; Magnoliopsida; Malpighiales; Euphorbiaceae. The coding region runs from base 216 to 1841 and encodes 541 amino acids. Gene Ontology annotation, cellular component: plasma membrane. Gene Ontology annotation, molecular function: transmembrane transporter activity. The record is from RefSeq and is a predicted model, not a curated record. The transcript is spliced from 4 exons.